AUGGGGCAAGCUCCAAGCGGCGACACUUGCUGCUCGCCGUGCGAGCCGAAACAGAAGGCGGAGGUAGAGCAGGUUACACACCGGCCUGCGUCUGUGUUUCAGGAGUCGAGCGAUGCCGGCCUGCAGGACAUACAGCUGGAGGAAGUGCCCGUGGACGCGCACGGCUCGACCAAAACACUGGACCUCACCCUAACGGACCGCCAGCUGCUGCGGGGGAUCCCUUUCUGCCAGACACUCUGGUGGGGCGGUCGAGUCUGGAGGCACCCGCCCGACGCACUGAGCGUCUCGGAGCGCUCUCAGCUCUAUGCCUCGUCCAGGCCGGUAGAAGGACUGGACCGGUUCCUCUCUCACACUUGGCUUACGCCGGGAUGGCGAAAGGUCCUGUCUUUGCUCCUCAGCAGUGGCUGGCCUUGCAUGCUUGCCGGUUGGGUGCUGGGAGUUACCCUUUCGAUGGUGCUCUGCAUGCUGGAGGUGCUGCCUCUCACCUUUGAAACGGAAGGCACUGCGAUCGGGUUCUCGGGCGUCAUUCCAAUGAGCUACUGGGUCUCGCUCUUCGGGACCUCGGCGGCCUUGGUGGGAUUGUUCGUCUCUCCCUAUCUGCCGUGCCGCAAGCGAGACAUGUGCUUUGUUGAUGUAGCAUGCAUCCACCAGGGGGACCAACGCUUGAUGCAGCAGGGCAUCAACAACCUCGGAACUUUUCUGGAAGCAUCCGAAGAGUUGCACGUGCUUUGGGACACGCCCCUGUUCUCGCGCCUCUGGUGUGUAUUUGAGCUCGCGGCCUUUAGCAAGUUGAACCCGAAGGGCAAGAUUACCAUAGCCCCUAUCUACGUGGAGGCGGUAGCUUCUCAGCUCUUCUUGAUUCUCUUCGCCAUGAGUGGCCUGGCGCUACUCCUGAGAAUUCGAGUUGCAAGCCAAGAGUUCUUGCUGCUUACCUUGGCCUCCUGCGCCCUGAUGUUGGCUCCGAUGCUGCAUUCCUUGCGGGGCAAGUGCCGCUGGAAAGUGGAGCUGGACGACGUUCUGGCAAACUUUGAUGUUUUAAAUGUGGACUGCACCAUGGAGGUUGACAAAGCUAACAUCCACGCCGCCAUUGAGCAGUGGUACGGCAGCCUCCCUGCGUUUUCCGAGUUCGUCCAGGGCCUCGUCCGUGUGAGGGCACGCGAGCUGACCCGGACCCCUGGCCGCAUGCCCUUGGGCUACAUCUACAUGCUGGCAGCUCCCAGCGCGAACUGGUCGCUCGAUGUCUGGCUCGGCCUCUGGAAAGCAGGUGCCCCCUCCGAGGGCCUUGUGGCCUGGCUCGUUGGGGGCUUCAUCGCCUUUACCCUGAUUUGGUUUCCCGCAGUGAUCGUGCUCGUGGUCUUCGCCUGCGAGCGCUGGGCGCAACGUCGGUCCAGCAGAUUGAGGGACUGCCUCCAGACCUUGGUGAUCUACCUCUUGACCUUCGCUGCAUUCCUUGUCGGAGCCGUGGGCGCCAAUCGUGCAUGCAACUGG
Molecule: messenger RNA, 1488 nt
Organism: Symbiodinium natans
Lineage: Eukaryota; Dinophyceae; Suessiales; Symbiodiniaceae
Source: the annotation of a GenBank genome assembly